Molecule: messenger RNA, 1392 nt
Organism: Aspergillus pseudotamarii
Lineage: Eukaryota; Fungi; Ascomycota; Eurotiomycetes; Eurotiales; Aspergillaceae
Exons: 3
Coding region: 349-1236 (295 amino acids)
Source: RefSeq, a predicted model, not a curated record
AUGUCGUCAUAGGGCGGCCCACCAGCCACAGAAAAACGGGAGCGCCACACCUGCCCCACCAGAAAGACAUAGGGAUCGGCGGCUAUGAUCUAAUCCAGUAUCAUUUUGAACAAUGCCCUAUAUUCACCUUAAUUCAUGGUUACCCCAGACAAGCCCCAGCAAUGCUACGUCAUCUGGCUGUACAAUCCGACUCCAGGAACGCAGAUGAAAGCUAUAUAAGCUACUGCUCAACCCGCCCUGAAUGAGUUUGGACCAGAGAUAUCCAACAGGCUAAUAUUACUACAACACCACAACAAUCACAACGAACCCUUACCUUUUGAGUUAAAUACCACCAACAGAUCACACAUAAUGUCUGGAAUGUUGCACAAGGUUAAGGAGGCCGUCACUGGCCAUCACGAUUCUACCUCCGACACCACCCACACCACCCACAACAAUACCAACACCACCAAUACCGCCAACGCUACCAACAACCACAAGUCCUCCAACCACGGCCCUCACAGCUCGUCAAUUGCCAACAAGCUUGACCCUCGUGUUGACAGCGACCGUGACAACCGCGCUGGUCAUCACACAACCACAACUACCGGCCCCGGUGGCACGACUACCACCCACUCCAGCACCCAUGGCCCGCAGCAAGCUCCUGUUGGCGCCGCUGGUGGUGUAGACGCCCCAUUCGGCACAACUGGACAUACUAGUUCCCACUCAACCAAUGCUGGCCCUCACAGCUCCAACGUCGCCAACAAGGUCGAUCCUCGCGUUGACUCCGACAGAGACAACCGCGCUCGUCACGAGGCUAUGGGCGGUGCUCAUGGCCCUCAUUCGUCUAACUUGGCCAACAAGGUCGACCCUCGUGUUGACAGUGACCGAGACAACCGCGCCGCUGGUCUUGGAGCCACUGGCGCCAUGGGUACUCCUGGCGCCUACGCCACUGGUGCAACCCACGGCACUGGCACUGGCACCGGUGCUAGUGUUGGCACUGGAACUGGCAUUGGUCAUGGCACUACUACCUCCACUGCAGGUCCUCACAGCUCCAAUCUGGCCAACAAGGCCGAUCCUCGUGUCGACUCCGACAUGGACAACCGUGCCCGCCAUCAGGGUCUUGCCAGCAGCAGCUACAACACCUCUGGCGGUAGCACCACUGCAGGCCCUCACAGCUCUAACGUCGCUAACAAGCUCGACCCUCGCGUCGACUCCGACUUGGAUAACCGCCGCAACGUUGGCACCCAGCGCCAUAUCUAAGAUGGUUGAAAGGGUUUUGUAACGAGCGAUGUUUAUGAUUCGAGCGAAUUAGUACCCCUCCUGUCCUUUUCGAGAUGAGAUUUCUCUGGCGAUGAUUUCAUAUGCGAUGUAUUUUAAUGUUGCUACUACCAUAAUCCGAUCAACACUGAUAUUAAA